Messenger RNA from Penaeus vannamei (Pacific white shrimp), 797 nucleotides. Lineage: Eukaryota; Metazoa; Arthropoda; Malacostraca; Decapoda; Penaeidae. The record is from RefSeq and is a predicted model, not a curated record.
GGCGAGGAGCAUCGGACUCGUCAAUUGCACCACCCCCAGGCCCUGCUCAGGAUACCAGUGUAGGAUGCUGUGUCCUUACGAGUUCGAGUUGGACGAGGAAGGAUGCCCCGUGUGUGAGUGCCGCGAUCCCUGCCGAGGAGUGACAUGCCCCGGUGGCACUGCCUGCACCCUGGAGGAAGCGCCCUGUGCCGCCGAGCCGUGCCCGCCGCUGCCCACGUGCAAGCAGCCCCGCAGCCUGGCGACGAUGUGCCCCCUCGGCGACCCCCUCAUGGUGAACGAGAAGGAGGGGCGGCCCUUCCUGUGUGGCUCUGCGCCCGGGACCCCCCACUGCCCCGCCCUCUACAAGUGCCACGUCAGGCAAGGACACGACUACGGCGUCUGCUGCGCUGCCGUGGACGAGCUGCAGAAGCCCGGCCAGUGCCCCGUGGAGGGCAGCGGCUCCGUCGUGGUGGGCGUGGGCGGCGAGGAGGAGGAGAUGCGCUGCGGGGCGUCCUGUCUGCAUGACCUCCAGUGCCCGUCCACGCAGAAGUGCUGCAUUUCCGAGAUCUGCGGUCAGCACUGCGUCCAGCCGGCCAAUCUUACAGCCUGCCUCCAACAACGAAUGAUCGCCGAGCUCCUGGUGGUGACGGAGCGCGAGGGGAAGGGCUACGUCCCCCAGUGCCGCGAGGACGACGGCCUCUACACGGCCCGCCAGUGCUCGAGGAACGGCCUCAUCUGCUGGUGCGUCGACCCCGAGGGAAACAAGAUGCCCCGCACCCUCGCCGCCGCGCACGAGGUCGACUGCGCCAAGGUCGAAG